Molecule: messenger RNA, 381 nt
Organism: Capronia epimyces CBS 606.96
Lineage: Eukaryota; Fungi; Ascomycota; Eurotiomycetes; Chaetothyriales; Herpotrichiellaceae
Product: ribonucleoprotein-associated protein
Exons: 4
Coding region: 1-381 (126 amino acids)
Biological process (GO): mRNA splicing, via spliceosome; maturation of SSU-rRNA; ribosome biogenesis
Cellular component (GO): U4/U6 x U5 tri-snRNP complex; small-subunit processome; nucleolus
Molecular function (GO): RNA binding
Source: RefSeq, a predicted model, not a curated record
AUGGCCGACAAUCCUUCAGCCGCUUGGCCUCUUGCCGACGAGGCACUGUCCCAGUCGAUCUACGACCUUGUCCAACAAGCGUCGCACUACCGCCAGUUGAAGAAAGGAGCGAACGAGGCUACAAAGACGCUGAAUCGGGGCACUGCAGAAAUCAUCGUGCUUGCUGCAGAUACCACCCCGUUGGCGAUCCUUCUCCACCUGCCGUUGCUCGCGGAAGACAAAAAUGUUCCCUACGUCUACGUGCCGAGUCGAGUCGCACUGGGCCGAGCCUGCGGCGUCAGCCGUAGUGUCAUUGCGGCCAGCAUCACGACCAACGAGGGAAGCGACUUGACUCCCCAGAUUCGCGCGCUCAAGGACAAGGUCGAACGGUUGAUGAUUUAA